This is a messenger RNA of Chondrus crispus (carragheen), 216 nucleotides long. RefSeq lists its product as hypothetical. The coding region runs from base 1 to 216 and encodes 71 amino acids. The transcript has a single exon. The record is from RefSeq and is a predicted model, not a curated record. NCBI's taxonomy places the organism in Eukaryota, Rhodophyta, Florideophyceae, Gigartinales, Gigartinaceae.
AUGCGUCUUUUAAGCGUUAGAUCCUCGGCACUUCAUAAAAAAGCUUUCGCUCACUCGAGAAAGUUUUCUUUGUCCCAGACGACAAGGUCCCGACCACUGGUAAUUAGAGAGUGCCUCGGUAGAAAAUCAGCUAACGUCUUGAACACAGGCUCAAUUAGUUUCAUCCAUUUGGUCCUACAAUCGUCCUUGUCUGAAUACCAGUUCCCCUCAACAUAA